Molecule: messenger RNA, 1134 nt
Organism: Lacerta agilis (Sand lizard)
Lineage: Eukaryota; Metazoa; Chordata; Lepidosauria; Squamata; Lacertidae
Gene: PRELID2
Product: PRELI domain containing 2
Biological process (GO): phospholipid transport
Cellular component (GO): mitochondrial intermembrane space
Molecular function (GO): phosphatidic acid transfer activity
Source: RefSeq, a predicted model, not a curated record
AUGGGGGUGACCGUGGAGGCGCGCAAGGUUUACAGAUACCCCUUCGAGCAGGUAGUAGCCAGCUACCUCCGCAAGUAUCCAAGUCCCAUGGAGAAGCAUGUCACGGCUGUAAAAACAGUAGAAGAAAAAACAGAUUUGUCUACAGGAAUCAUAUACCGGAGGAGGAUUGCAACAUGCCAGAAUGUAAUUCCACACUUUUUAAGACAGGUAAUUAAUGUCAGUCAAGUGCCCGAGGUCUACCUAGAAGAAGAAUCUUGGCUUAAUAAGCAGGAUAGAAUUAUGUCUAUGAAGACUCGGUGCCUCACAUGGACACAGUAUGCUACUAAGGAAGAGUCAGUCUUCAGGGAAAGUUCGGAGAAUCCAAACUGGACAGAGUUCGUUCAGAAUGGCAAAGUAUCAAUAAGAGGGUCAGGUCUACUGAACUGUUUCCUGGAAGUUUUUGCACGAACCUUUCUAAAUCAAGGAGUGAAAAGGGGUGUUACGAUAAUGGAGAAACUUCUACAAGAACAGUUUGGGAGCCCCUUUUUGUAAUGAGGAAAUGAGGAGAAAUCUCCAUGUGUCUAAAGUAGAACCACAGCAAUAUGUCCUCAUUACCAGGCCUGCUUCUUGCUGAAGUUAACUUUAUGGGUUAGAAUAAGGAAAGACUGAGUUGAAGGAAGACCAAUUGUCUACAAACUAAGCAACAUAUGUGGAAUGGCACAACUUAAAAUCUGUGAACCAGUGUGAUCAUGGCGAACGAAAGUGUGGUUUGGAAAAAUACAUCACUGUGUAGUUGCACUUUAAUCUCCCGUAGAGUAAUCAUCAAAAGACACCCCCCCGGCCCCAAAACUACACACAUUGGCUCUAUAGAGAGACAAUCAGUCAAAAGGAACAAGAUUUUAGUCUUCUUUUAAUACAUGGUCCGUUGUUCAGGGCAGAGAAUCUAUUCCACAGCAGUGAAACUGAAAUGGAGACAUUUUCUUAACAGGUACAGUGAAUCUAUAUCUCAUGAAGACUCUACAUGAACUGCAAGAUUAUUUUAGUUUCAAAAUUAUUAUAUUAUGCAAAUACAAUUCUUAAAAACCCCCAAAAUGCUAUUAAUGCAUCUCCAGUUUGCCAAUGUAUCCCUCUAAAAUGUGAACUGUUGCCAAACCU